AUGCAUUUUCUCAAUCUUUGUGUUAACAAAAAGCUAAGAUGCAGAACCGACGAUAUAUUUAUUCUUGGCAUUCUUCGAGCCAGAAAGUUUAAUAGAGAAAGAGCAUAUAAAUUAAUAAGUAAUUAUUAUUCUUCAAGAAGGAAGUAUCCAACAAUUUUUAACAAUCUUAAUCCCUCAUCAUUAGAAAAAGUUCUUCGUUUAAACAUAAUGCAAUUUUUGCCAAAGCCUGAUCAACAUGGACGAUUGAUCGGUGUUGCAAGUGGCAGACAUUGGAACACAGAUGUUGCCAAUAUUGUCGACGUUUUUCGAUGCGCUAUUUUAUUCUUAGAUUUAUAUAUUAAUUACCAUCGUCUACAGACAAAUGGUUUAGUUGUAGUAGUGAAUGCUGCAGAUAUUUCUUGGAAACAUAUUGUUCAAUUCACUCCUAAUUUCAUUCAUGUAUUGAUAACAACUUUAUACGAUUCAUAUCAAAUGAAAUAUAAAGAAAUUCAUUUCAUUAACGUUAAUAAGUACUUCAAAGCCGUGAUAACAUUAUUAUUGCCACUCUUACCAGAGAAGCUAAGAAAAAGAAUACAUCUAUAUGGAUCUGAUAUCGAUUCACUUCACACAUACAUUGAUCCAAAAUAUCUACCCGAAGAAUUUGGUGGAAAAUUACCAAAUUUUGAUCCAACUGAAUCCAAUCAAAUUUUGAGAAACAAUGAAGAAUACUUUCGUAAUUGUGAAACAUACUGGAGAUAAAUAUAUAUACAGUCGACCCCCCUAUAACACGA
This is a messenger RNA of Centruroides sculpturatus (bark scorpion), 770 nucleotides long. RefSeq names its product clavesin-1-like. NCBI's taxonomy places the organism in Eukaryota, Metazoa, Arthropoda, Arachnida, Scorpiones, Buthidae. The record is from RefSeq and is a predicted model, not a curated record. Gene Ontology annotation, molecular function: phosphatidylinositol bisphosphate binding. The coding region runs from base 1 to 738 and encodes 245 amino acids. Gene Ontology annotation, cellular component: membrane. The transcript is spliced from 5 exons.